AUGGUGGAUGGCAUUAUUUGCGUUGGCGGCCGGUUACGAAACGCUAGAAUCCCUACAAGUCGGAAGCAUCCGUACAUUUUGGACCACCGCCAUCCAUUCACUAUGCUGGUCAUGACUGAGUAUCAUCAGAACCUGUUUCAUGCCGGGCAGCAACUAUUAGUUUCUUCUGUACGAGGCAGAUACUGGCCGACGAAUGUUCGUAACCUAGCUCGGAAGGUAAUCCACAGCUGCGUUCGCUGUUUCCGUGUCAAGCCGAAAGUUCACGAGCAGUUGAUGGCGGAUCUUCCUGCGGAGAGAGUUACACCAUGCAGUCCCUUCCAACGCGUCGGCAUAGAUCUAUGUGGUCCGUUCCUGGUUAAGUACCCCCAGCGUAAAGCUCGUCCGGUGAAGUGCUUCGUCGUCGUCUUCGUUUGUCUAGUCACCAAAGCCGUUCAUUUGGAGUUAGUGGCUGACCAAUCGACGCAAGCUUUUUUGGCAUCCCUUCGGCGAUUCACGUCUCGGCGUGGGAAACCGGAAAUCAUCAUGUGCGACAACGGCAGAAACUUCGUCGGUGCAAACAGGGAAUUAGCUGAGUUACGGAAGCUUUUCAUCAAUCAGCAGUUCCAAGAAAACGUGGUCCGUGAAUCUUCAAACGACAGUAUUGAAUUCCGGUUCAUACCAGCGCGCUCUCCAAAUUUUGGUGGGCUGUGGGAGAGUGCAGUGAAAUCGUUCAAAACACUGCUGAAGAGAACGAUAGGAAUAAGAAGCUUAUUGUACGACGAGUUCCAGACACUCCUCACGCAAAUCGAGGCAGUUCUGAAUUCGCGACCACUGACACCAAUCAGCAAUGAUCCUAGCGACUACGAAGUGUUAACGCCAGGACAUUUUCUUGUACAACGUCCACUGACAGCGAUUCCGGAGCCGAAUCUGGAGGCUCUCCCGGAGAACCGAUUGGCGGCUUGGCAGACAGUGCAACACUUUGUCCAGUACUUGUGGAAAAAGUGGUCAACUCAAUACUUGUCUAAUCUACAAAACCGUACAAGGUGGACCAAGAAACGAGACAACGUGAAUGUUGGAACAAUGGUGGUGCUGAAGGACGAGAACCUGCCACCGUUGAAUUGGCUGCUUGGUCGGAUUACCGACAUACAUGCUGGAGCAGACGGGAAUAUUCGGGUAGUUACUGUUCGAACGAAGGAUGGCUACUACAAGCGAGCAAUCUCAAAAAUUUGCAUUCUUCCAAUCCGUGACAACACAGAGGAGAACUAG
Molecule: messenger RNA, 1245 nt
Organism: Armigeres subalbatus
Lineage: Eukaryota; Metazoa; Arthropoda; Insecta; Diptera; Culicidae
Exons: 1
Coding region: 1-1245 (414 amino acids)
Biological process (GO): DNA integration
Molecular function (GO): nucleic acid binding
Source: RefSeq, a predicted model, not a curated record